AUGCUUAUCAAUAAUAUUUCAAAUAAUUCCAGAAUUGCUUUCUCAUAGUUAAGGAAUAUUAUAGGUUUUGGAUAUCUAUUUUGUAAUUUAUACACUUAACAUAUUAGUAUAUAGCUUAUAUAAGGAGAUGCAUUAACCAUAAGUUUCAUAAUUUUGACAAUUUUAAUUAACCUUAUUGCUUUUUGGAUUGCUUAUGACAAGCCUGUUGAAUUACCUUAUAUAAGUAUGCGAAUGAAGAUAUUUAUAAAAGGAGUGUUUUUCUUUCUUCAUUUUAAUAUUUAUUUAGAUAAUUAUAUAGUUCCAAUUUAUAAUAAAGCUUUAAGUAAAUAUUACUAGAAUGUAAAUACCUUACCUUUUAAAGUUUACAGAUUACUCAAAUUCUUAAAAAUAUCUAUAUGUCUUUUAUUAUCCUAUUUAUUGAACACUUCAAAUUUUGAAAAAUAAACUCAUUACUUGUCUAGCUUGCUCAUUUUUGGCGUAUAUUUUGCUUUUAGUAUUUGCUUUAUACUUUAUGAUAUUAUAACAAUUAAAUAUCCCUCUACAAUAAAUAUUUCUUUCAGAUAAAAUAAUACUAAUUAAGAUAUAUUAAAUAAUAACUCUUAAUAUAAAUACAUGAUACCAAGUAAAACAUAUUUCAUUAAUUGA
Messenger RNA from Tetrahymena thermophila SB210, 645 nucleotides. Its product is annotated as transmembrane protein, putative. The record is from RefSeq and is a predicted model, not a curated record. The transcript is spliced from 2 exons. NCBI's taxonomy places the organism in Eukaryota, Ciliophora, Oligohymenophorea, Hymenostomatida, Tetrahymenidae.